Messenger RNA from Haliotis rufescens (red abalone), 597 nucleotides. Its product is annotated as sphingosine 1-phosphate receptor 3-like. The coding region runs from base 1 to 597 and encodes 198 amino acids. Gene Ontology annotation, molecular function: G protein-coupled peptide receptor activity. Gene Ontology annotation, cellular component: membrane. The record is from RefSeq and is a predicted model, not a curated record. The transcript has a single exon. Lineage: Eukaryota; Metazoa; Mollusca; Gastropoda; Lepetellida; Haliotidae.
AUGUACAUACCUCUUCCCCCGACGCUUGGUCUCAAGGACGUGAUGAAUGCCGACAACGCAACAAUAACUGCCCUAGGGGAAUACCCGCUCAUAUUAUUCUCCUGUGUGUACUUCAACGCCAAAGACGUCUUAAACGACUUUCCACUGAGUCAUAACAUCCUAGUAUACAUAAUACCUUCAUGCCUCCUGCUCAUCAUCAAUAUCCUCAUCGUCAAGAACCUCCGGACUGCCCAAAGCAUCACCUCAUCUAGAAACCCAGCAGCUGAGUUGGCCAAACGUCGGCUCAUCAAAUCCGUGGUAGCCAUCAGUUGUAUGUCCUUGAUUGCCUACCCGACAUCCUUCCUGAUGUUCUUCAUUAGCCAGUAUCACGUUACAUCUGAGGCCUCCCAAUUCAGCAUGAUGAUGUUUAUUGAGGACAUGGUACACGCUCUCAACAGCAGCAUAAACUGCCUGUUGUACUGUCUGAUUGGGAAACGAUUCAGAUCAGUUUUCAUGAAACUCCUGUGUGGAGGCUGCCGGCGACGACAAUCACGUCCUCAAAGAGCCCCUGUCUAUGUCAUCAGCUCCAAUGACAAGAGUUCAAGUACAAGACAUUAA